AAAAAAAGCCACCCUCUUCUUUUCGCGCCUUUUGUUACCUGCAUUAGCGCUGUCUCUUUGCGUUUUACUACCCUUUCCCAUUCAAUCAAGCGUGGGGCUCCUUCAUGUCAUCAAAGCCCGUAUUCGUUGAUGGAAAAUUGAUGGUAAUCAACAAUUCAUCCUCUUGACUUGAUCAUCAUCAUCAAUCCCCCUCUCCGGAAGUUCUUCUGUUCAAAGGCGCGUUGACCGCGUUACAACGAUCAAAUAGGUUCCCUUUCAUUCUCGACUUCAUUUACUCAAGCCACCAAUCCGCUUCCCCCUAAAAACUUUCGCCCCCCUUUUCGACAUCCCGCACAUUCUCCUCCAUCCUCAACUUCGAAAUACACAAUGGGUUACGCAAGAAGAGUAAAGGGCUCUUUGCGCCAGCGUUGCCAAGCCUUCUGCAACUGGCUAGGACCUACGAAAUGUGUUCUUUUAGGAGCAUUUAUCCUCUUUGGAUCUUUCAUCAUUCAAUUGCUUACAUCGAUUGGUGUCCCAUACAUCAAAGCAUUUGAUUUCUAUCGAUUCGAUCUCAGCAAUUAUACGUUCGUCGAAUUGGGAAUGUGGGCAGCAUGCAAUGGACGUGAAGCAUUCCUGAUCCCAACAAGACCGGAUCUCAAUCAAGGUGAAGAAUUUAAUUGUCCACCGGCUGCUUGGGGUUGGCAAACUUUACGUUAUUCCGGUAUCACAAGAGCUUUUUUCGAUAACAAUCUCCCUAAAGCACUCAUCAUGCAUCCAAUCGCAUGCUGUUUCACAUUCUUCGCAAUGGUAACAGCUUUGGUCACAAUGAAACGACAAAAACAACAUUUCUUAUUGCCCAUCUUUUCGUUCUUUUCUUGCUUGUUCGCUUUGGUCAGCUUUGUAAUCGAUUUGGCAACCUUUGUUCCAGCACGUCAUAAGCUAUUAUCACCUGAUGCUUACAACAUUUUGGGAGCACUUGUGAUCAGUACCAAUUAUGGACCGGCAUUCUGGUUGAGUUUGACAUGUUUCGUUUUGGACAUUUUUGGCAAUUCGAUCAUCAUUGCAGGAUAUGGAAUUUGGAGAAUGCAAAGGAAUCGUUCGCGUUGUAAUUCCCAAUAUGAAAAAGAUGCAGAUAUAGAAAUGAGAGGUGGUUCACGUAUGGCACGUCGUGGUUAUUUCGCAAAUGAUUCUGUUGCCUCUCUCAGAGAUCAUUUGCCAUACGACGAAAGAAAGAUCACAGAAGGUGAACGUGGCUCAGGUACAUUGUCUGCUAUGUCAAAGCACAGUGUUGCAUCCAGAUCACAAUCAGCCACACCAACUCAAACCCUUCAAGAAGUCACCCCAGCCGCUCAUCAUGAAGUCAUUCCAGCCUCUCAUCAUGAAGAAGAGGAACAUAUUCAAGCACGUGAUGAAGAAGAGGAAGAUAUGAACUCAUCAGAUGAAGACGAUGACGGAUAUGAUAGUGCGGUGAGCGCUUAUGCAGAUGCAAGAAGUGAAGUAGAUGGCGCAAGUCGGAGUAGAGUGACACUUUCUUCGCCUACGAUCGAAUCAACGAGACGAUCAAGCGACGGCGUAUCGCGUGCAAUUAAACGGAAACCCGUUCAAGGCUAUUAAGCCAAGGUUCUUUUGUCUAGCAUACAUUCUUUUGAUUUCUUCCACUGUUCAUUUAUUGCAUUCGAUUUCCCUUUCUCUCUUUAUCUUCUCAGUGUGCCCCGUAUCGCACCAAUCCCUUGUACAUACAUACUCAUUUGCUUUUGAGCGCUAAAAAGAUUCCUGUCACCAUUUACACGACGGAGGGUCAAAAUGAAUUGAGAGCAAAUGACAUAAUCCGAUCUUUUUUGUCCGAUGUCCCAAGUUGACAACCAAUGUCAAGAAGCUCAAGUACGAAGAACCCCGUUAUUAAUCUAGAAGUAAGGGUUUAGUUUUCUUGGCUUUCUAUCAAUCAGACAGACACGUGAAUGAAUGUCAUUUCUAUUCUAUUCUCCUUAUGGGGGAUAAAAGUAUGUAAUGAUAAUCAUGUAAAAAGCUUGGCAAAACAA
Molecule: messenger RNA, 2018 nt
Organism: Meira miltonrushii
Lineage: Eukaryota; Fungi; Basidiomycota; Exobasidiomycetes; Exobasidiales; Brachybasidiaceae
Exons: 1
Coding region: 367-1593 (408 amino acids)
Cellular component (GO): growing cell tip; plasma membrane; cell division site
Source: RefSeq, a predicted model, not a curated record